UGGCUGAAUUCGCUUCUGUUGGAAUGUAUGGGCGUGUGACAUCCCCCUGACUGGAUGACAUCACAACAGCUCCCGGUCCUUGAACGUCUGGAGGAUGAUUAGCUGAAGGAAUUGGCUGUGUCUGCCAAUCACCUCGGGCACAGCUGCCUUCAUAGUCCCGGUGUGAGAGGAGGGGGCUGGCGGCCAGGACAGCAGCUGCAGCUGGUCCCCGUGAUUAAAGACUUCUCGCAGCCUUUUCGCUGUGCUGGGUCUGCUCCCUGGUGUAAUUCUCAUGUCCGAGAGGGAAGCUGCAUUGAACGGCGUGCUGCACAGAGGUUUGAAUCAUUCCAGCUGGCUGCUUGUUUUGAAAAGGACAGCGUGUGUAUAAAUAAAAAGCGACUGCUGGAAGAGUUCAGACGCCAGGGCUGGGCUGCAGUGGCUCCGGGGUGCCCGGGGCAGACCCUGUGAACCGGCCACUCCUGCUAAGUAACCUGCAGCCCCGCCGUCUCCACACUGGACGGCUCGUGUUCUGACUCGGGACCAGCUCCACAGAGGAAAGAAAACAAUCAGGAUGCUUCUCCAGCUGAACUUCAGCCAGCGUCUGGUGAUCUGAACAGGUCGAGACACAGACAACCGCGCAUGCGUUCCCUGUGACUCUAGCCCCAGCUUACUUCUGAAUUUCCUCCUUUCCAGAAAAAUCCAACGAUGCCCGAAGGACUCCGCCGCCGUCUUGCUCUCGGACACAUUCGGGGUCUCCUCGGCUUCUGCCGCCCUGGCCGGUGGCCCUGCCGCUGUCACGCGCUGUGAUCCCACCACGCGCCGUACAUGGUUUGCGAUGGUUACAUGAACGUCCGGGAAGUGGUAGCUGCAGCAUCUCCUACUGUCUUCCCGAUGGCACUUUAGGGAAAGGGACUUUCCAAGGGCCUGGACACCAUGCAUCUCGUGGGGAGGCUCCGGAGAAGUUUCCGGACGCUGGUCGUGCUGCUGGCGACCUUCUGCCUGGCGAGCAUCGUCGUGUCCGCCUACUUCCUCUACUCGGGCUCCAAGCAGGAGGUGGCGCUCGUGGAAAGCACGGCGCGAGCCGAGUGCGCGGACCUCAAGUUGCUGCCGUUCGGGCCCGGCGAGCUGAGGACCGUCCAGCCCAUGGCCCCGUCCAAGACGGACCCCACGGUCCUGCUGUUCGUGGAGAGCCAGUACUCCCAGCUCGGCCAGGACAUCGCCGCCACCUUGGAGUCCAGCCGCUUCCGGUACCACAUGGUCAUCGCCCCCGGCAAGGGGGACGUGCCGCCGCUCACGGACAGCGGGCGCGGGAAGUACAUCUUAGUCAUCUACGAGAACAUCCUCAAGUACGCCAGCAUGGACGCGUGGCACCGCGAGCUGCUGGAGAAGUACUGCGUGGAGUACGGCGUGGGCCUCAUCGGCUUCCACCGCGCCACGGAGAACAGCGCCCCCCGCGCGCGGCUCGCCGGCCUCCCGCUCACGCUGCUCACCAACCUGGCGCUGGCCGACUGCCAGGUGAACCCGCGCUCGCCGCUGCUGCGCGUCACGCGGGCGCCCCGCCUGCAGCCCGGCCCGCUGCCCGGCGCCGACUGGACCGUGUUCCAGUCCAACCACUCCACCUACCAGCCCGUGCUGCUGGCCGCGCUGCAGGCCGGCGACGCCCCGCCGGCCCUGGCCCGCCAGCCGCUCCACGCCACGGUCAUCCACGACCGCGGGCUGCACGACGGCAUCCAGCGCGUGCUGUUCGGCAACAGCCUGAGCUUCUGGCUGCACAAGCUCAUCUUCCUGGACGCCGUGUCCUUCCUGUCGGGGGACCGGCUGACCUUGUCCUUGGACAGGUAUGUCCUCGUGGACAUCGACGACAUCUUCGUGGGGAAGGAGGGGACCCGGAUGAACGUCAAGGACGUGAAGGCAUUACUAGAGACUCAAAAUUUACUGCGCACUCAGGUUGCAAAUUUUACCUUCAACCUUGGAUUUUCAGGGAAGUUUUACCACACAGGCACGGAGGAGGAGGACGAGGGCGACGACCUCCUGCUGCGCUCGGCUGCCCAGUUCUGGUGGUUCCCGCACAUGUGGAGCCACACGCAGCCCCACCUCUUCCACAACGAGUCGGCGCUCAUGGAGCAGAUGGCUCUCAACAAGGUCUUCGCCGUGGAGCACGGCAUCCCCACGCACAUGGGCUACGCGGUGGCCCCGCACCACUCCGGCGUGUACCCGGUCCACGGCCAGCUGUACGAGGCCUGGAAGAAGGUCUGGGGCAUCCAGGUCACCAGCACCGAGGAGUACCCCCACCUGAAACCCGCGAGGCACCGGAAGGGCUUCAUUUACAACAGCGUCAUGGUCCUCCCACGACAGACCUGCGGGCUGUUCACCCACACCAUUUUCUACAAGGAGUACCCCGGCGGACCCCAAGAACUGGACAAGAGCAUCAGAGGAGGCGAACUUUUCCUCACAGUCCUUCUAAACCCAAUCAGCAUUUUCAUGACCCACCUGUCCAACUACGGGAAUGACCGCCUGGGCUCGUACACCUUUGUGAACCUGGCCAACUUCGUGCAGAGCUGGACCAACUUGCGACUGCAGACUCUGCCCCCAGUGCAGCUGGCCCACAAGUACUUCGAGCUGUUCCCUGAGCAAAGGGACCCUCUCUGGCAGAAUCCAUGCGAUGACAAACGGCACAAGGACAUCUGGUCCAGGGAGAAAACAUGCGACCACUUACCGAAGUUCCUUGUCAUCGGGCCACAAAAAACAGGCACGACGGCUCUCUAUCUGUUUCUUCUCAUGCACCCUUCUGUCAUCAGCAACUUGCCCAGCCCCAGGACAUUCGAGGAAAUUCAGUUCUUCAACGGCAAUAACUACCACAAGGGUGUUGACUGGUACAUGGACUUUUUUCCAACACCAUCCAACAUCACCAGUGACUUUCUGUUUGAAAAGAGUGCUAAUUAUUUCCAUUCGGAAGACGCCCCCAAGCGAGCUGCCUCUCUGGUCCCCAAAGCCAAGAUCAUCACCAUCCUCAUCGACCCCUCAGACAGGGCGUACUCAUGGUACCAGCACCAACGGUCCCAUGAAGACCCAGCUGCCCUGAGGUUUAAUUUCUAUGAAGUCAUUACAACUGGACAUUGGGCCCCGUCUGACCUCAAAACGUUGCAGAGGAAGUGCCUAGUACCCGGAUGGUAUGCGGUCCACAUAGAAAGAUGGCUGACUUACUUUGCCGCUUCUCAGUUGCUAAUUAUUGAUGGACAGCAACUGAGAUCGGACCCAGCUACUGUGAUGGACGAAGUCCAGAAGUUUCUGGGAGUGACGCCUCAUUAUAAUUACUCCGAAGCGCUCACGUUUGAUCCCCAAAAGGGCUUUUGGUGCCAACUAUUGGAAGGAGGAAAGACCAAAUGCCUUGGGAAAAGCAAAGGCCGGAAAUACCCGCCCAUGGGCCCGGAGGCUCGAUCCUUCCUGUCUACCUACUACCGACAGCACAACGUGGAGCUCUCCAAGCUGCUGCACAGGCUGGGGCAGCCCCUGCCGGCCUGGCUGAGGCACGAGCUGCAGAAAGUGAGGUAGCGCUGGGCUGCGACGCUCCUGCUGAGCACAGGCAGGAAAGCCGACCCACCAGGUCCGCCCGAACGCACUGGGGAUCCUCACCAUGGGACUGCACAUCAUCUCCUCCUGCCUUCUUCAUAAGAUGACAACUUACAUACGCACGCCUUGGCAAUGACUCGCACCAGUCCUGUGUGUGCUUUGGGGAAAUACUGUGGGGUUCUGUGGCAUCGUCUAGUGUCCAGGGUGGGGAUCUUAACAGCCCAGUCCCUCUGUGAGCCAUAAGGUUUCCGAAACCCAAUGUGUGGCUGGGAACCCCAACUGUAUGCAAGUGACAGGAGCUGGAGGCAAGACAGGGACUGAGAAACCGGCAGUGACCCCGCACCCAAAAUAAGGGCUUCCACUUUCCCUUCGCUUUUGUUUUGCAAAGAGUUCCUGCAAUCCCAGUCCUGUUCUGAGCAAAUAGUAUUGAUUACAUACCCACAUUUUCCUAGUACUCUUCUUCGUGAAUUUCCUUGACUUGCUGAAGUAACGCUGUGACUUCCCAUGUUUUCGUCUGUUCUCCUCUGUAGGAGGGGACCCUCUGAAAGGUCCCCUCUUCACUGAUAUUUUACCUGGCAGGGCGUGCCAUCCUCAGUGAAUUCUGCAUUAUGGUUCCAGCAAAACUUGCCAGAGACCUUUGGGUACCCUGCGUAAUCGUAGCUCAUAUGUGUAAGGCUGUCUUUACAUGGAUCCAGAUCUUGUCAUUCUAUUACUCUACAUAUUUUCACCUGACAGUGAUGUAGUAUUUAUACAUGUUGUCACUGUCCACAGAAGAGAAAAACUUUACUGAUAGACUAUGGAUUGGAAGCACCAAUGUAUGUUUACAGGUGGAACGAGGGACCUGUGCCUUCUGGGUGGCAGGUGGCAGUCAGAAGCGUGGGCUUCUGUGUACGCCAGUGCAUGUACUACUGCACAAGGUUAUGUCUGUAAUUCCUGCUUAAAAAUAUAUAAUCCAACACUUACCUCUUUCAACUUCACCAAUUCUCUAAGCUACACCUGUCUCCCAGCCGUGCCACCCAAAUAUCAAUUUCUAGAGAAGAAGGGAUACUCUCUCUGUCUUAGGGUUAUAGCUACUGCCCGAGUCUGGAGGCUGUUAUCCUGCUGGCUGGAUUUCUGUCCUGUUUGGUCAGUGAAGAUGUAUUAAAGCUCUGUGCGUCUUCUCAGUGGUACAUAAAGGUAAAAUUUCAACAGAACAGAAAGUCUAACUGGUUUGCUAACACCACCUCUCAAUCCAUCCUUCCUCUAUUGGCUCUAAAUAAUGUUAACUUUUUCCUAUAAUUUAAGAAAUUGUGCUUAGCAUAAUUCAGUGUCUUCACAGAAAACUAAAGAUCUUUAUUUUUGUUUAUUUGUUAGUUUUUGUUCUUGUUUUAAGCAAGCAAAUCAAAUCUAAAAGAGAAUCAAGAAUUUCUACCUAUUUUAUUUCAGAAUUCACCUUUGGAUUUAUACUUUAUUAAGAUUUUUGGUCGUUUUCCUAUUGUUUUCCACUGCGUCUAGAGGCUCUUGAUAUUUUUCAGAAAAUGUAAGAUUUUUCUUGGCCAUGAGUUAACAGAGCUCCCAAACUCGUCCUUUUCUUGUUCCUUGUUAACUGUGAGACUCGGAUUCUCAACUUGAUUGUUACUUAGGUGAUAGCAUUCCAUUAAGCCCACGAAAAUCACAAUAAUUGUGUAUUUAGAGCUCUAACAUUGGAUGUCUGUGUACACUAAUUUUCUCCAGUUUAUAUUCUAACUUUUCUCCGUCUUGAACUAGAAAUUAACUUUUUUUCCCAACUGGGAUAACAGAGAUAUUUAUAUGAGAGAGGGGAGAGCUUUUUCAUAUUAAUAUUCACAUAACUCAUGGUCCAACUCAUCACCAGAUUUUUAAAAUGUAACUCAUUUGUUGUUCGUUCCCAUUUUUUCUAAUUAGUGUUCAUAGUAUCAUUCACGUGCCUACAAGUACCUGAGACCAAAAUCGCCCCAAAUUCCACCAGUCUCUUCCCUCCAGUUCAUUUUAAUCAGUGUGUCCACCUUUCUUAUUAAGAUUGAUAAAGGAGACAACAGAAUGAAUUUAAUUACAUCAUUCAUCUUCAUCCUACAGUAAACUACUUAGAGGGACUCUGGGCUAUGAGAAAAUUAUGAUAAAUCAAGAAAAUAUUCAGUUUUAAGAAUAUCUUGAUUUUCCCAAUUUUUACCCAUUGGCUACAUCAGAAUGAUUGACUCAAGAUUUAAUAUGUGUAAUUCUUUAAAAUUUUAAAUAAAUUCUCUCUCAUGGUCUUCAGUGACGUACUUUUUUAAAUUUUAAGGAACUUACAAAAACCUUAAGCAAGCCCAUGUCUUCUCCUGUUUCCUUCCCGUCUCUGUUCCAACUGUCUAACUCACGAGUAAAUGUAGUCAUUGGUUACU
This is a messenger RNA of Rhinolophus ferrumequinum (greater horseshoe bat), 5927 nucleotides long. RefSeq names its product N-deacetylase and N-sulfotransferase 4 (gene NDST4). Gene Ontology annotation, molecular function: heparan sulfate N-sulfotransferase activity; deacetylase activity. The coding region runs from base 913 to 3531 and encodes 872 amino acids. The record is from RefSeq and is a predicted model, not a curated record. NCBI's taxonomy places the organism in Eukaryota, Metazoa, Chordata, Mammalia, Chiroptera, Rhinolophidae. The transcript has 15 exons. Gene Ontology annotation, cellular component: Golgi apparatus.